This is a messenger RNA of Stegostoma tigrinum, 2792 nucleotides long. Its product is annotated as P2Y purinoceptor 4-like. The record is from RefSeq and is a predicted model, not a curated record. Lineage: Eukaryota; Metazoa; Chordata; Chondrichthyes; Orectolobiformes; Stegostomatidae. Gene Ontology annotation, cellular component: plasma membrane. Gene Ontology annotation, biological process: phospholipase C-activating G protein-coupled receptor signaling pathway; positive regulation of mucus secretion; blood vessel diameter maintenance. The transcript is spliced from 2 exons. Gene Ontology annotation, molecular function: G protein-coupled UTP receptor activity; G protein-coupled purinergic nucleotide receptor activity. The coding region runs from base 328 to 1470 and encodes 380 amino acids.
AGUGACUGAAAUUUGACAUUUUACAUCAAAAUAACGAACUGAUUUUGUUCAUCUUUCAUUUUACUCUUCUAGCAACGUUGAGAAUGAUUCCUGUUGAGUGCUGUAUAAGCCUGAACUGUGCACUUAAAGCUUGCUCUGGAUGUGUGAAUUAGUUGAGCAGCUGUGGGAUAUAAGAUACUGUAUUCCUCCCCAGUCAGCGCGCUCUUUGUUGUUUAGUAUGUGAAAUACAGACGUUAGCUGUGAGAAGAUCCAAGGCUGGCAGUAAAGCUAUUUCACAAACCAGAAGACACUGCAGUUUGGUAUAUCUCUGACCUUGAAGUGAAUAAAAUGGCAGCAAGAAUACUAUUGAGCUAUUGUCUGGACCCUACUCUACCAAAAUCUUCAACUGCUGGAUAUAGUGACUCUGCACAUCUGGAGAUGAGCUUUGAUAAUGGCAGCAAUUUUCGUAGCAAUGAUAGCAGUUGCCAUUUCAAUGAAGAAUUCAAAUUCAUCUUACUGCCAGUGUCCUAUGGAACGGUAUUUGUGGUUGGCCUUGUUCUCAAUGCUGGUGCACUGUGGAUCUUUAUAUGCAGGCUGAGACCAUGGAAUGCCACUACAACCUAUAUGUUUAACUUGGCCCUGUCAGACUUUCUAUAUGUGCUAUCUCUGCCACUCCUCACAUAUUACUACGCUAAUCGGAAUGAUUGGCCAUUUGGUGUGGCCCUAUGUAAGUUAACCCGCUUCCUUUUCUAUGCCAACCUUUACUCCAGCAUCCUUUUUCUUACCUGCAUCAGUGUGCACAGAUUCAUAGGCAUAUGUUACCCUUUCCAAUCUCUCAAGUGGAUUAAAGUGAAGCGGGCCUGGGUUGUGUGCCUGCUUGUCUGGGCAACCGUCGUCAUCUGCCUCAUUCCCAAUUUGCUUUUUGUCACAACAAGUAAACGGGCUGAUGACACACUCUGUCAUGACACAACUCGUAGGGAAGAUUUUCCUCAGUAUGUUUCAUACAGUUCUGCUACCAUGGUGAUUCUCUUUAUCAUACCAUUCUUCAUCAUUGUCAUCUGUUACAGUUUAAUGACCAAAGAAUUGGUCAAAGCCCCUGUAUCUAAAUUGAGUAGAACUUCAUACAAUGUUAGAAAGAAAUCCAUUAAAACGAUCAUCAUCGUUUUGUUUGUCUUUUCCUUGUGUUUUGUACCUUUCCAUAUCACAAGGACAAUGUACUACACCUUCAGGAUACUUGAUAAGAGCUGUUAUGCGCUUAACAUUGUGAACUUCACAUAUAAGAUCACAAGACCACUGGUCAGUAUCAACAGCUGCAUUGACCCUAUUUUGUACUACCUGGCCGGAGACAUGUAUCGAAAAAAGACCGUGCAUGUUGUGAUUAAAAGAAAAGGUUGUGUUCGCCGAACUGUAUCAAACAUGGAAGGCAAAAUGAAUGAAAAGUCAGUGAUUAACACUGGUACUGUCUAUUUCAUCACUCAGGAUCAGAGGUGAGGCUGAUGCAAUCAAGAAAGUCUCUUAACCUUUAGGUCAACAAUCAUCAGGAAGGCCCAAAAUGAUUGGUAACACACUAAAUAGAAGUUUCCUCACUGAUGCAGACCAAUGGGUCUGGGUAUCACCGACGUUCUGACUUAACCUGUUGUGGCCCAAGCCAAACGUUGCUUACUGCAGUGAUCAAAGACAAUCAUGUGAAGACAACAACUUGUUCAGCUGAGAAAAGCAAAUCAAUGUAAAUACAUCCCUAUUCAAGUGCCUACUACAGCACUUUUCAAACCCACGACUUCUUGAAGGACAAGACCAACAGAUGCAUAGGAACACCAUCCAUUGCAAAUUCCUCUCCAGGUCACGUAUCACCUUAAUUUGUAAAACUCUAUCACCAUUCCUUCACUGAGCCUGAGCCUGGAUUAUUAUCCUGAAACUUCCUAACAGCACCGAAGGUCUACCUACUCUAUAUGGAUCAUAGCAGUGUGGCUCAGCAUCACCAUUCUGAGAGGAAUUUCAUUGGACAACAAAAAUGCUGGCCUUGCCACUCACAUCCCAUCAAGGAAUAAUCUAAAAGAAAAAGAAAUUUCUUACACCUCUAAGUAGGUUUCUCAAUUGUUGUCAACACCAAAAUGAAUGACAUUUGGACAGGAUUAUAAUUUAUGGAAAACUGAACAAAAAAUAGAAUGCAGACUGUAUUUUCCAGUCAUUACAUCAUGUCAAAAUUUAACUUUUAUAGGGGAUAUUUUAUUUUAACACAUUUGGCAAUAGUUUCCAUUUUGGUUCAUUAACCUGACAUUGGGAUCAAAUGUAGGUCCUUACCAUCUGCCACGUUGAGAGUAGCAAUCCAAUAAGUCAGGGUUUCAGGACUGAACAGUUAUUAGCCGAAGGGUGUGUUUAUCAUCCAAUUGAAGAUGGUGGAUUGGUUAAAACUGAAGGAUCAACAGGUUACUUACAGGAAAGGACAGUUGAGGUCAUCUUAAUCUUUUGUGCCUUCUGUGCUUUGAAAGGCUUUGAAAUAAACAAUACUCACAUUUGUUGGGCUUGCUCCAGGGUACCCUGUGGCCACCGUGAUGGGCAGGUAGGUGGAUUGGGCUGGGGUACUCCAGAUGAUCCAGAAGCAUUACCCUCUCGCCUCCUCUUACCCCAUUUUGCUAUCAAGAAGUUCCUCCAGGUAUAUGCAAUGCUCUCCUAGUGAUCCUUUGGUCAAUGACAUUGUGAUAUUUUAACCUGUUCUGCACUCAAAAUGGCCUUCAGAAAAGAAAAUGUUUGAGUAGGAUGAUGCCAGUACACUGGCAAGCUGGUCAGUGGUGCAGAAUAAUGCACCCAUCUGC